Molecule: messenger RNA, 4228 nt
Organism: Gossypium arboreum
Lineage: Eukaryota; Viridiplantae; Streptophyta; Magnoliopsida; Malvales; Malvaceae
Product: homeobox-DDT domain protein RLT3
Exons: 19
Coding region: 309-3704 (1131 amino acids)
Biological process (GO): regulation of transcription by RNA polymerase II
Cellular component (GO): nucleus; transcription regulator complex
Molecular function (GO): RNA polymerase II cis-regulatory region sequence-specific DNA binding; DNA-binding transcription factor activity, RNA polymerase II-specific
Source: RefSeq, a predicted model, not a curated record
UGAGCGUAAAAAAAAAAAAAUCAACCCCAAAACAUAUGAGCAAAAUUAAUAUUAUCUUUUUAAAAGAGAAAAAGAUGAUAAAACCCAAAACCCUACUGGCUUAUUCUAAAAUCUCUGGCAGUCUCUCAGCUGAGCUCUCAACGCAACCUUCACUAUUUAUUGCUUCUUCUUCUUCAAUUCAUCUCUAUCUCUCUCUCUAUCGCAUUUCCUGCACACUAAUAUGUUUACCUCGACUCCAGUGUUCUGCUUUUUGGAAUUUGAAUUGAGUUAGGAGAAUCAGUUUGAAGGCUAGGAGACGGUAGAAUAAAAUGAAGAGGAAGUCGCAAUUUCAACUUAUAGAACUUGAGUACAUCUAUAAAGAUAAUAAAUAUCCUACGCAGAAGGAGAUAGAAGGUUAUGCUGCUUCUUUAGGACUAACUCUCAAACAGGUUCAGCAAUGGUUUGCCUCUAAGAGGAAAAGGGAUAAAGGAACUAUAUUACCUAUCCAUUCUAUGACAAGCCUCUCUGCUUCUACAAAAAGGAACGCUGCUGCCAUUUCUGUUGCUAGAAAGAAUCAGAAAAGCACCUCUUCAGUCGGAGCAAAUGGGUUUGGCAAGAAAAAGAAGAAGAUGCUUCUUCCUCAGGAUUUUUUAUCUCCACAGUACAUUCUAAGCAAGGUAUUCCGCAAGGAUGGUCCUCCACUUGGUGUGGAAUUUGACUCUCUUCCUUCCCAAGCUUUCCACUGCAAAGGUUCUACAGAGUCUUACCCUGCUGAUGAAGAGUGCCAAAGAGCAGCAGCCAAAAAGAGGAAGGUUUUUGAGCUUGCCAGCAUAGACCAUCAGAACAAUAGUACUGAGAGUGCUUCAGUGAAGAAACACGGUAUGGGAAAAGGUUUGAUGACAGUUUGGAGGGUUGUGAACCCUGAGGGUGGAGAUAUUCCUACUGGCAUUGAUAUUUCUAAUCGACAAAUUGUUGCUCCUUCUCAAACUAGUCCUGUAGUGCGAAGGCAACCGCCUCGGAACAAAAGACGGCAGCCAUUAGUAUCUCAAAUGAAGCAGAGAAGUUUGGAAAAGAAGUUACAGGAAAAGAAAAGGGCCUCCAUUAAAAGGAGAGAGGUGCAAUCUAACAAAAAUGACAAUCAGAGGCAGCCACGCAAUGAAAAAUGUGAACUUGCUUUGGAUGGAACUAUUUCUAAUGAACGUCUUGAUCAACUUGCAAUGUUAGUUGAUGAUGAAGAAUUGGAGUUGAGGGAGUUACAAGCUGGACCAAAUCCAUUACAAUGUGCGGAUCAUCUUGGUACAAGCGGAUUGCUUGGUUGUUCCCUUUGCAAAGAUUUGCUGGCUAAGUUUCCACCAGGUUCAGUUAAGAUGAAGCAACCAUUCAGUAUGCAACCCUGGGAUUCAUCUCCAGAAACUGUCAAAAAACUGUUUAAGGUUUUCCAUUUCUUGUAUACCUAUUCGGUAACACUUGACACAUGCUCAUUUACACUUGAUGAGUUUGCUCAAGCAUUCCAUGAUAAGGAUUCCUUGUUACUUGGGAAAAUUCAUGUGGCCCUUCUCAAGCUUCUUUUGUCUGAUGUUGAAGUGGAGUUGAGUGGUGCAGUUUUACCUCAUUUUAGCUUGUCUUGCAAGUUCCUUGCUCUACUUCACUCGGUGGAGAACCAAGAAUUUGUGGUUGAGUUCUGGAAGACAUCCUUGAACCCUCUGACAUGGACAGAAAUACUGCGCCAAGUUUUAGUUGCAGCUGGCUUUGGUUCGAAACAAGGUCUAUUACGCAGGGAAGCCCUUAAUAAGGAAAUGAGCCUCAUGGUGAGAUUUGGCCUGCGCCCCGGCAGUUUAAAGAGUGAGCUGUUUAAAAUUUUGUCAGAAAGAGGAAAUAAUGGGCUAAAAGUUUCGGACUUGGCGCUGUCUUUGCCGGUUACUGAAUUGAAUCUCACUAGCACGACUGAGGAACUCGAAGAAUUAAUAUGUUCAACUCUUUCAAGUGAUAUUACUUUAUUUGAAAAGAUAUCACCAUCUGCAUAUCGUCUGCGCUGUAGUUCUGUUGCAAAGGACGGCAACAAUUGUCAUUCUGAUACUGAGGAUUCUGGAAGUGUUGAUGAUGACUCUGAUGACAGCAGUGAUGAUUCUGACCAUGACUCAGGAAAUUACUAUCAAAGGAAAUUCAAACAUAAUAACCACCAUAAAGGUAGAAAUAACAUGCUGACUGUCCACACUGAAAUUGAUGAAAGCCAUCCAGGAGAGGUGUGGUUGCUAGGACUUAUGGAAGGUGAAUAUUCUGAUUUGAGCAUUGAAGAGAAGUUGAAUGCAUUAGUGGCUUUGAUUGAUCUUCUUAGCGAUGGUUCCAGUAUCAGAAUGGAGAAUCCUGGUAAAGCCAUUGUUGAAUAUGUUCCCAGCAUCCCUCACUAUGGUUCUGGAGCAAAAAUUAAGAGGUCAUCAUCAAACCGACAGAAUUUUCCUAGGCCAUCUUGGGUCUAUGGUGGACAAAGGAAUGGUGUACAAGUAUCACACACAUCAUCAGACUCUCGCCCAGUUGAUUCAUCAGCAAUUACAAAGUCUUUUGAAAAAGAGAGAUGUUCCAGCAGUGGACAGGAUGCAAAACAAACUGAAGUAGGAGUGUAUAUACACCCAAUGCAAUCUAUCUUUUUGGGCUCUGAUCGCAGGUACAAUAGAUAUUGGCUUUUCUUGGGCCCUUGUAAUGCAUAUGACCCUGGACAUAGGAGGAUUUACUUUGAAUCUUCGGAAGAUGGUCAUUGGGAAGUUAUAGACACCGAAGAGGCAUUGCGGGCCUUAUUGGCAGUUUUGGAUGACAGGGGUAAACGUGAAGCUCUUCUUAUUGAAUCGUUAGAGAAGCGGGAAACUUCACUAUGUCAAGAAAUGUCAAGUAGACAUUUACAUGAUGCAGAAAUCAGGAACACACCAUCUUAUUCACCUGAAAUGGAUGCAGUCAGAGAAGAUAGUUGUUCUCCAGUUUCUGAUGUUGACAACCUCAGCUUGACGGUGGCCAUGAAUGAAUCUUUAACCUCAUGCUGUGCUAUAGUUCUUCAGGCUGGAAAGAAGGGAGAGGAACAAAAUCGAAUGUGGAGACGUCUUCAAGAAUUUGAUGUGUGGAUAUGGGAUUACUUUUACUUGAACCUUAAUGCUGUAAAGCACAACAAGCGUUCUUAUCUUGAUUCUCUUACCAGAUGUGAAAGUUGUCAUGAUUUGUACUGGAGAGAUGAGAAGCACUGUAGGAUUUGCCAUACCACAUUUGAGAUUGAUUUUGAUCUAGAAGAAAGAUACGCCAUCCAUGUGGCUACAUGCAGAGAGAAAGGAGACAAUAGUACUUUUCCUAAAUUCAAAGUCCUUCCAUCACAGUUGCAAUCAUUGAAAGCUGCAGUCCAUGCAAUUGAGUCAUUUAUGCCUAAAGAUGCUUUAGUUGGCGCUUGGACAAAGUCUGCUCACAGGUUGUGGGUCAAACGGUUACGACGGACAUCGUCUUUGUCUGAGCUUUUGCAGGUUAUUGCUGAUUUUGUUGCAGCAAUUAAUGAGAAUUGGUUGAAUCAAUGCCAUAUUGAGCAAGGGGGUUGUACUGUUAUUGAAGAAAUCAUAGUAUUCUUUCCAACUAUGCCCCAAACAUCAUCUGCACUUGCACUCUGGUUGGUGAAGUUGGAUGAGUUUAUUGCAUCAUAUUUGAAGAAGAUUCAUUCUGGAACGGAACUGGAAAAUGGGACCAGAUCAGGAUGAAGAUUCAUUUAUGAUAUGUAGAAGAUAGAAGAGCAGCAAAAGAAUAAAAACCCAGCUAUUUUCAGGGCUCAUACAAAUGGGGAGCACAUUUGAUUAUACAAAGCAUUUGACUUUCUUAUUUUCUCUUUGCUCUUCUAAUUACUUAACCAGCCCGACUAUUCAUCAUUGGGAGCUUUCUUUGAUGCGUUAGGAGUUUAAUUUCAAAGGACGAGAGCAGAAUAGCGUAUGAGACUGUACAGAACCAAGUUUUGACAAGAUUUUGAAUGUUCCUCAAUCAGGCAAUCUGAACCUAUUUAGAUGUUGUACAGAGUUAGCUUCAUACAUAUGCAGGAAAAUCAAGUGUUUUUUAUACAAUGGAUACCCAAGUUAGUGAAAUAUGAUUACCAUUUUCUACCUUUCUUAAUUGUAGAAAAUGGAAUGUUGCAUAUCCUUGUCUUAAGUGUGGACCGUAAACAUGUCAUUUUUAGUUUUGCAAUUAAGGAAUAAAAUGAGAUCAGCAUAUGUGGCUGAAGUUGAUGUGUUAA